CUCGCUAGCGACAGCUUCCAUUUUGAGUUGAGAAGUGAAAACCUUCGGAACUGCGUGUUUGUUUUCCACUGAUACGUUUUUUUUUCUCACAAUAGUAGUCAACCAUGGCUAUGCAAGCAGCGAAACGCGCUAAUAUAAGGUUACCUCCUGAAGUGAACAGAAUCUUGUACGUCAGAAAUCUUCCUUACAAGAUCACAGCUGAGGAGAUGUACGAUAUCUUUGGGAAAUAUGGACCAAUUCGCCAAAUCAGAACAGGGAACACACCUGAAACAAGAGGAACAGCGUAUGUGGUUUAUGAAGACAUCUUUGACGCCAAGAACGCCUGUGACCACCUUUCAGGCUUCAAUGUCUGCAACCGUUACCUGGUGGUCCUCUACUACAAUGCAAACAGAGCUUUCCAGAAGAUGGACACAAAGAAGAAAGAGGAACAGCUGAAGCUUCUGAAAGAGAAAUACGGCAUCAACACCGACCCUCCAAAGUAGCAGUCCUGAAACCUCAUCCUCUUUUAUCAUCACUUUUAUUUUCUAUCUGUACAAAUCUCACAUUUUCUGGCUGUGCUGCUCAGGAUUUGAUGAUCUUGAAGAUAAUUUUUGUAAUGAUUAUGUCAAAGUUAACCUUGAAUAGCCUGUAAAUGCUGGUUAGGCUGUCUCUAUGAAGGUGAAUAUCUAGACAAGGAGUUGUAUUGCACAGAGUUGAUCAAUCUUAGAUGUUGAAUCUGCUUGAGCAAAAUUGUUUUUCAGUUUUUUUUUUCAGUCUUUCCAUACAUCUACAGACUUUUAAUUUAAAGCCAACAAUAUUAAAGUGUGUAAUAUGAAUUUGAGUUUAUGAAUACUGACUAUGUAUUCUGUAAAAUAAACGUUCCUUUUCUAAAA
This is a messenger RNA of Cheilinus undulatus (humphead wrasse), 872 nucleotides long. It is a transcript of the gene sf3b6, whose product is annotated as splicing factor 3b, subunit 6. Gene Ontology annotation, molecular function: mRNA binding. The coding region runs from base 105 to 482 and encodes 125 amino acids. The record is from RefSeq and is a predicted model, not a curated record. Gene Ontology annotation, cellular component: ribonucleoprotein complex; cytoplasm; nucleus. The transcript is spliced from 4 exons. Lineage: Eukaryota; Metazoa; Chordata; Actinopteri; Labriformes; Labridae.